AAGAGGACUGUGAGAAAGUCUGAUUGACUCGCAGUGGAGAGAGGUGUGGCAGUGUUGUUGGUAGCAAUGUCGAAGCUCAUCUUCAUCUUCUUCGCUUUCAUUCCUCUUCUUUGCACUUCCUUCACCCCAGAGCGGCCCUCAGAUCGGCGCGUCCUCGUUUUGCUCGAUGACUUCGCCGUCAAAUCCUCACACUCUCUCUUCUUCAACUCCCUCAAAUCUCGAGGCUUCGAUCUCCAUUUCCAUCUUGCUGAUGACCCCAAAAUUGCGCUUCAGAGAUACGGCCAGUAUCUCUACGAUGCCCUAAUUCUCUUUUCCCCCACCGUUGAACGUUUUGGAGGAUCCAUUGAUGCUGCAGCAAUUUUGGAUUUUGUUGAUUCGGGUCAUGAUUUGAUUGUUGCUGCUGAUAGCAAUGCUUCUGAUUUAAUCAGGGAAAUCGCCACCGAGUGUGGAGUGGACUUCGAUGAGGAUCUGGCUGCCAUGGUUGUGGAUCAUUCAGGAUAUGCCGUAUCUGCUACUGAAGGGGAUCAUACGUUGAUUGCUAGUGAUGAUUUUAUCAAGUCUGACGUGAUAUUGGGAAGCAAAAAGAUUGAGGCUCCAGUACUUUUCCAAGGGAUUGGGCAUUCACUAAAUCCUACCAAUAGGCUGGUGUUGAAAGCUCUCUCUGCAUCUCCUUCAGCCUUUUCUGCUAACCCAAAAUCUAAACUGACAAGUCCUCCAUCACUCACUGGAUCUUCGAUCUCUUUAGUUUCAGUUAUACAGGCAAGAAAUAAUGCCCGGAUAUUGGUAUCUGGCUCAUUGAGCAUGUUCAGCAACCGAUUUUUCAGGUCAGGUGUGCAGAAGGCUGGGAGUCCAACCAAACAUGAAAAGUCAGGUAAUGAGCAGUUCUUUACUGAACUUAGCAAAUGGGUUUUCCAUGAAAGAGGUCACCUCAAGGCAUUGCAGUUGCAACAUCACAAAGUUGGGGAAGCUAGUGAACCAGCCAUCUAUAGGAUCAAUGAUGAUUUGGAAUUCUCUGUUGAAAUUUUCGAGUGGUCUGGGACAUCUUGGGAGCCUUACGUAGCUGAUGAUGUUCAAGUGCAAUUUUACAUGAUGAGCCCCUAUGUCUUGAAGACUUUAUCAACUAAUGGGAAGGGCCGUUAUUUCACAUCAUUUAAGGUUCCAGAUGUCUAUGGUGUUUUCCAAUUUAAAGUUGAGUACGAAAAACUAGGAUAUACAAGCUUAUCUCUAUCAAAGCAGAUUCCUGUUCGCCCCUUCAGACACAAUGAAUAUGAAAGAUUUAUACCAGCAGCUUAUCCCUAUUACGGAGCAGCAUUUUCGAUGAUGGCAGGUUUCUUCAUCUUCACUGCCGUUCAUCUAUACAACAAGUAGAUGUGAACCUUUGCUUGAAGAUACACUUUAGUCUGUAGUACGGACCUAUUUUGAGUUCGAAAAUUUUGAUUAGGCAUAUAAACAUAUGGUUUCUAAUUUAUGAUAGAUGCGUUACUUUCUUAAA
Molecule: messenger RNA, 1492 nt
Organism: Vigna umbellata (rice bean)
Lineage: Eukaryota; Viridiplantae; Streptophyta; Magnoliopsida; Fabales; Fabaceae
Gene: DGL1
Product: dolichyl-diphosphooligosaccharide-protein glycosyltransferase 48kDa subunit family protein
Cellular component (GO): endoplasmic reticulum membrane; oligosaccharyltransferase complex
Source: RefSeq, a predicted model, not a curated record